Erinaceus europaeus (western European hedgehog) is the source of this 5448-nucleotide messenger RNA. It is a transcript of the gene PER1, whose product is annotated as period circadian regulator 1. The record is from RefSeq and is a predicted model, not a curated record. Gene Ontology annotation, biological process: entrainment of circadian clock by photoperiod; circadian regulation of gene expression; negative regulation of transcription by RNA polymerase II. Bases 1006 to 4863 code for a protein of 1285 amino acids. Gene Ontology annotation, molecular function: transcription cis-regulatory region binding; transcription corepressor binding. Lineage: Eukaryota; Metazoa; Chordata; Mammalia; Eulipotyphla; Erinaceidae. Gene Ontology annotation, cellular component: cytoplasm; nucleus. The transcript has 23 exons.
UGGCCCAGAGCCAGAACGCCGCCACUUCCAGCCUGAUGUGCCGCUUUCGGUCCCUUAGCUCAGAUGGCACACCAAUAAUCCGCCUUCCUUGAGGCAGUCCACCCCUUCCUGCCUCUGAGAACCUAGGCAUUCUUCGCUAUCCUACUCCAGGAGUCCAAAUUUACGUCCAGCUUUGCCACUAACGCCAGUUACCUCGAUCCCCCCCUCCAACUCUCAGCCGACCUACUCCCUGCGUUCUUUUUUGUCUCGUGGUCCCUGGUUUUGCCAGGAUACCAAGACCCCUUCAGGCUUUCCGCGCUCUCCUUAUUUCUCAUUCCAAUCCCUGGCCCCGCGCCGGUCGUGAUGUCAGCCCCAAGCCGUUUCGGGCUGGAACAUCCCGUUCCCGGCUCUAGUUCCUGCUAUUGGUCACAGCCUUCCCUUUUCUCCAGACGCUUAAAAAAAAAAAAAAGAAAGAAAGAAAGAAACCACUCGAGUAUUGGGGGUGUGGUUGAACGGGGAGUAAGGGAAGGGAAGAACUAUGUCCUCUGAGUGUGUCUGCUUCGGAUGGGGGUGAGGUGUGUGUAAGGGUGGCGAGAAAAGUAGAGGACUGAGGAGAGAGGAUUCCUGGGUCUUUGACAAUGGCAGGUGCUGACUGGUCCCGGUAGUUGGGACAGGGUGCAUGGGCCAGAGAAGGAAACUGCCGUGUCUAAUCGAUGAGAACAACCGGGAUCCAGACGAGAACCACCCAGGCUGGGUGGCUUUUGCUUGGAGAGCGGUGGCGGUUGAGUGUUGCCCUGGGUAGCAGAGUCAACCUCCGGGCCUCCGAGGGUCGCCUCUUCAUACGGCCACUGGGCUGUCAUGAAAUUGGGGAUGCAUUCGAGGUUCUGGCAGUGAUCGAACUUCUCAAUUUCCCAAAGCUUGGAUCUCCCACCUCAAUUGCUCAGUCAGGGCUCCUGGUCCACUAGAGCAUCCGUGGUGACCUCUUCGCCUUCCUUGUUCUCCUUCUGUGCUCCUCAUGGGCCAGAAAUGAGUAGCUCCCUAGAAGGGGAUGGGGGAGGGGACCCCAGACCUGGGGAAUCCUUUGGUCCUGGAGGAACCCCACCCCCUGGCCCUCCACAGCAUCGGCCUUGCCCAGACCCCAGUCUGGCUGAUGACACUGAUGCCAACAGCAAUGGCUCCAGCGGCAAUGAGUCCAAUGGGCCAGAGUCCAGGGGUGCAUCUCAGCGGAGCUCACAUAGUUCCUCCUCUGGCAAUGGCAAGGACUCGGCCCUGCUGGAGACAACUGAGAGCAGCAAGAGCACAAACUCUCAAAGCCCAUCCCCACCCAGCAGUUCCAUUGCCUACAGCCUCCUGAGUGCCAGCUCAGAGCAGGACAACCCAUCUACCAGCGGCUGCAGCAGUGAACAGUCAGCCCGGGCAAGGACCCAGAAGGAACUUAUGACUGCAUUGCGGGAGCUCAAGCUUCGACUGCCACCAGAACGUCGGGGCAAGGGCCGCUCUGGGACCCUGGCCACACUACAGUACGCACUGGCCUGUGUUAAGCAGGUGCAAGCCAACCAGGAAUACUACCAGCAGUGGAGCCUGGAGGAGGGGGAAUCUUGUGCAAUGGACAUGUCUACCUAUACUUUGGAGGAACUGGAGCACAUCACAUCUGAGUACACCCUUCGCAACCAGGACACCUUCUCCGUGGCUGUCUCCUUCCUGACAGGCCGCAUCAUCUACAUUUCGGAGCAGGCAGGUAUCUUACUGCGCUGCAAGCGGGAUGUGUUCCGAGGUGCCCGAUUCUCAGAGCUGCUGGCUCCUCAGGAUGUGGGCGUCUUCUAUGGUUCCACUGCCCCAUCCCGUCUGCCCACCUGGGGUGCUGGGGCCGCAGCAGGUUCAGGCCUCAAGGAUUUCACCCAGGAGAAGUCUGUUUUCUGCCGUAUCAGAGGAGGUCCUGACCGUGACCCAGGGCCCUGGUACCAGCCAUUCCGCUUAACCCCAUAUGUGACCAAGAUCCGGGUCACAGAUGGUGCCCCCGCACAGCCCUGCUGCCUGCUUAUCGCAGAACGUGUCCACUCGGGUUAUGAAGCUCCCCGGAUCCCACCUGAUAAGAGGAUCUUCACCACACGGCACACACCCAGCUGCCUCUUCCAGGACGUGGAUGAAAGGGCCGCCCCACUGCUGGGCUAUCUCCCCCAGGACCUCUUGGGGGCCCCAGUGCUCCUGUUUCUGCAUCCUGAGGACCGCCCUCUCAUGCUGGCCAUCCACAAGAAGAUCCUGCAGCUGGCUGGUCAACCUUUUGACCACUCACCUAUCCGUUUCUGUGCUCGUAAUGGGGAGUAUGUCACCAUGGACACCAGCUGGGCCGGCUUUGUGCACCCGUGGAGCCGCAAGGUAGCCUUUGUGUUGGGCCGCCACAAAGUACGCACGGGACCCCUGAAUGAGGAUGUGUUCACUCCCCCUGCCCCCAGCCCAGCUCUGUCCCUGGACCCUGAUAUCCAGGAGCUGUCUGAGCAGAUACACCGCCUGCUCUUACAGCCUGUGCACAGCCCCAGCCCCACGGGGCUCUGUGGAGUAGGCACUGUGACUUCCCCAGCCCCUCUCCUCAGCCCUGGAUCCUCCAGUGAUAGCAAUGGGGGAGAUACAGAAGGACCAGGGCCUCCCGCCCCGGUGACCUUCCAGCAAAUCUGUAAGGAUGUCCAUCUGGUGAAGCACCAGGGGCAGCAGGUCUUUAUUGAGUCCCGUACUAGGCCUCCAGCCCGGCCCCGCCUCCCUGCUACAGGCACAUUCAAGGCCAAGACCUUUGCCUGCCAGCCCCCAGCCCCAGAGCUGGACAUUGCCCCUGCUCCAGUCCAGGUUUCAUUAGCCUUGGCUCCAGAGGAAUCUGAAAAGAAAGAGACCCCCACCUCCUCCUACCAGCAGAUCAACUGCCUUGACAGCAUUCUUCGGUACCUGGAGAGCUGCAACAUCCCCAGCACAACCAAGCGUAAAUGUGCCUCCUCCUCCUCCUGCACCACCUCCUCAGCCUCUGACGAUGACAAGCAGAGGACAGGUCCAGUUCCUGUGGAGGCCAAGAAAGAUCCAUCGUCGGCAGUGCUGUCUGGGGAGGGGGCCACCCCUCGGAAGGAGCCAGUGGUGGGAGGCACCUUGAGCCCGCUCGCCCUGGCUAAUAAGGCAGAGAGUGUGGUGUCCGUCACCAGUCAGUGUAGCUUCAGCUCCACCAUCGUCCAUGUGGGAGACAAGAAGCCCCCGGAGUCGGACAUCAUCAUGAUGGAAGAUCUCCCUGGCCUGGCUCCAGGCCCAGCCCCCAGCCCAGCCCCCAGCCCCAUCGUAGCUCCUGACCCAGCCCCAGAUGCCUACCGACCGGUGGGUCUGACCAAGGCUGUGCUGUCCCUGCACACACAGAAGGAGGAGCAGGCCUUCCUCAGCCGCUUCCGUGACCUUGGCAGGCUGCGUGGACUGGAUGGCUCCUCCACAGCCCCCUUGGCUCCUGGCUGUCACCACGGCCCCACACCCCAUGGCCGUCGACACCACUGCCGAUCCAAAGCUAAGCGCUCACGCCACCACCAGACCCCCCGGACUGAAGCCCCCUGCUAUGUCAAUCACCCCUCACCUGUGCCGCCCUCUGCCCCCUGGCCCCCACCACCAACCACUACCCCCUUCCCAGCUGUGGUCCAGCCAUACCCCCUCCCAGUGUUCUCCCCCAGAGCAGGAGCCCAGACUCUUCCCCCUGCCCCCACAUCAGUGUCCCCUGCAGCUUUCCCUGCCCCCUUAGUGACCCCAAUGGUAGCCUUGGUGCUCCCUAACUAUCUGUUCCCUACCCCAACCAGCUAUCCCUAUGAUGUACCCCAGGUCCCUGCUGAGGGGCCUCCUACCCCUGCCUCCCAUUCUCCUUCUCCAUCCCUGCUCCCCUUACCCCCCAGCCCUCCCAACCGCCCAGACUCUCCACUGUUCAACUCAAGAUGCAGCUCCCCACUCCAGCUGAAUCUGCUGCAGCUUGAGGAGCUUCCCCGAGCUGAGGGGAGUGCUGUUAUAGGGGGCCCUGGGAGCAGUGUUGGGCCCCCACCUCCCAGUGAGGAGGCUGCUGAGCCAGAGGCCAGACUGGUGGAGGUAACUGAGUCCUCCAACCAGGAUGCCCUUUCGGGCUCCAGUGACCUGUUGGAGUUGCUGCUGCAAGAGGACUCUCGGUCUGGCACCGGCUCUGCUGCCUCGGGCUCCUUGGGCUCUGGCAUGGGCUCUGGGUCUGGUUCAGGCUCCCAUGAAGGGGGCAGCACCUCUGCCAGUAUCACACGCAGCAGUCAAAGCAGCCACACAAGCAAGUACUUUGGCAGCAUCGACUCUUCUGAAGCUGAGACUGGUGCUGCCCAGGUUAGGGCUGAGCCCGGGGACCAGGUCAUUAAGUAUGUGCUCCAGGAUCCCAUCUGGCUGCUCAUGGCCAAUGCUGACCAGCACGUCAUGAUGACCUACCAGGUGCCCUCCAGGGAUGUGGCCUCUGUGCUGAAGCAGGAUCGGGAGAGGCUCCGUGCCAUGCAGAAGCAGCAGCCUAGGUUCUCAGAGGAUCAGCAGAGAGAGCUGGGGGCUGUGCACUCCUGGGUUCGAAAGGGCCAGCUUCCACGGGCCCUUGAUGUGAUGGCCUGUGUGGACUGUGGAAGUAGCAGCCAAGACCCCAGCCACCCCAGUGACCCACUUUUCUCAGAACUGGAUGGACUGGGGCUGGAGCCCAUGGAGGAGGGUGGAGGGGAUGGGGGUGGUCCUGGUGGUGAGGGUGCAGGUGGAGAUGAGACCCAGGUCCAAGCUGACGCUAGGGUUUCAAGCUCUCAAGACUUAGCCAUGGAGGAAGAGGAACAAGGUGGGAGUUCGUCCGGUCCAGCCUUACCUGCCACAGAAAACGGCACCAGCUAAAACUACAUCUGUGGGGCACCUCUGGGAGUGCAGAAGACGUUUCCUUGUCCCACCAACCCUCAGAACUCUGAUGGGCUGGACCAACCAAUCUGAAAACUGCCCCAGUUUUUCCCGCUGUAGGGGGCUGGACCUCUGUCACCAGCCUGGGAUCUAGGGGGUACCUCUGACCACUUAAGGAACAGAGGGUGGAACUCUCCAGUCCAGCUCAGAGCAAGGUUGCUGACAAGCUGCUGAAGUCGACUCUCCAAAUCCCAGCUGAGCCCAAGUCCCAGUUUCGAGGAUUGGAGCUACACUUAUUUAUUGGGGGAACAGCCCUCUCUCCCUCCUUCAGAUGGUGGAGGAGGGUUGGAGGCCCAUGCAGGACCCAGCUGUCCAAACCCCUAGCUGCUCCAGGGUAGGGGAGGUUGGUGGACCAUGGAGUCCCUGGUGCUGCCCCUCAGGUGGGACCCAGAUGUUCUCAGCUGUACCCUCUACCGAUGGCAUUUGUGUUUUUUGAUAUUGUGUCUGUUGUUUUUUUUUAAAUACAAAAAACAAACAAAAACAUGACUUUGUGGAAUAAAGUUUGGGGGUUGGGUUAAGGAAGAA